GAUACAAAAGAGCGGGAGAGCGGAGCAAUCGGGAAAAGAGAGCUUCGGAGAGCUUCGUCACACUUCCAUUUUGUUCAGAUGCUCAAAGCAAACUCGAUGUUAGAAUCAAAAAAAGCACGCUAAGAAGCACGUCUGAACGGAAAAACGGAUAAGGCAAAGGCGGAUGAAGCAGCGCAAAAGGAAGGCGUAAGCAGGCGCUAUAAAUUAACAAAAAAAUAAAAAUAAAUUUACAUAUAAAAAAAACUUUGCGCUUAGCUUCGAAAUUCGCGGAAGUAAUAAUCUAAUCAGAGUGUGCCUGUGUGUAUUUGUUUAAAAAACCCAAGCAGCAGCAGCAGCAACAACAGCAACAACAACAGCAAAAGCAGCAGAACAACAAAAAGUAAAGAAACCCGUUAUAAAUAAAAAACCCCUAAUCAAAUUCAGGAUCCACUACAACAACAACAACAAAAACCACUGUCGCGUCUCCAAAUGAAACAAUAAUUGAAUAAUUGAAUUAUCCAAUAACGAAAUUAAAGAAAUCAACGACGAGUAUAAAAAGUUGAAAAACAAAACAAAUAAGUAAGCCAGUCGAGGAGAUAUAUAGCCGCAAAAUCAGCGUUUAAAAUACCAUAUAUAGUUGUUCUUAUCUAUACCCACACUCAAUUAAUUGCAGCUGAAUGCACGACUCCUUGCAGAAAGGAUCGUAAAUAGAGUUUAUUUACCUAUAUAUGUGGAUAUAUACAUAUAUAUAGCGACUGUCACUGUCACUGAGAGCGAUCGAUAGCCUGUAAAUUCAUGCGUGUGCAUGAGUGGCAGCAUCAGUAGCGCAUCCAAGGACCAAGGACCUCAUCCACAUAGCCCAUCAAUCUCUCAGAUGCCAGUGGCGGAACCACAACGAUAAGGCAUCGCAUCGCAUCGAAUUGCAUCCAUUGGACAAGGGACAAGGGACAAGAACGUGGACUAAGGACUAAGGACAGUGACUGACUGCGCUCGUUUGAUCGUUCGUUCUAGCUCACUCGCUCGCUCUAUCGCUCUUUCGCUCGCAAAAGAACUAAAAGAAAAACCAAAACAGAUCUAUAUACCAGAUAACCAAUACCAAGCAAGCCAAAAACCAAAUAAUACCAAGCUAAACAGACGCCUCAUUUACCAAACAUCGAACGUUUCGUUGUCGUUUAACCAAAACAGAAAAACAACCAAAAGCGAAUCAAAUCCAAUCGAAUCCAAGCCAAUCCAAAAACCAAUCCAAUCCAAUCAAAUCAAAUCAAAUCAAAUCGCAAAUAGAAAAGAAAUACUCAAAAACGAGACAUAGAAAACAGAACAGUAAACAGUAACAGCAAAACAGUAACAGAAAACCCAAAGCUAAAGCUAAAGCCAAUCAUCAGUCAAAGUCGAUAACCAAAACCAGCAACAUUCAGUUAAAAAUGGCCGAAGACGCUACCAUGGAGACAUGUCCAAGUCCUGAAAUCGGCGACUCACGCAAAAGGCCACUCGAUUCCGAUCCGGAAAAUGAACAAACUAAACGCUCACAUUUCAGUUCCGGUGAGUCAGUUUGUUCUGGAAUUGAGGUUGAAAUUGAAAAUAAUAACAAUAAUCAUAUUCAUCAUGGCGAGACAACGUAUCACAUGAAAAUACUGGUGCCCGCGGUGGCCUCCGGGGCCAUCAUCGGCAAAGGUGGCGAGACUAUCGCCUCCCUGCAGAAGGACACGGGUGCUAGGGUCAAGAUGUCCAAGUCCCAUGACUUCUACCCAGGCACCACCGAACGAGUGUGCCUGAUCACUGGCUCCACGGAGGCCAUCAUGGUCGUGCUGGAGUUCAUUAUGGACAAGAUUCGCGAGAAGCCCGAUCUGACCAACAAGAUUGUCGAUGCCGAGUCAAAACAGACCCAGGAGCGCGACAAGCAGGUCAAGAUCCUGGUGCCCAACUCGACCGCCGGCAUGAUUAUUGGCAAGGGCGGUGCCUUCAUUAAACAGAUUAAGGAGGAGAGCGGCUCCUAUGUCCAGAUCUCGCAGAAGCCCAAGGAUGUCUCUCUGCAGGAGCGCUGCAUCACCAUCAUUGGUGACAAGGAGAACAAUAAGAAUGCCUGCAAGAUGAUUCUCUCGAAGAUCGUCGAGGAUCCUCAGUCGGGCACCUGCCUGAAUGUCUCAUAUGCGGACGUCAGUGGACCGGUGGCCAACUUCAAUCCAACCGGUUCUCCAUAUGCCACCAAUCAAAAUGCCAUCAACUCGAGCACCGCCUCGUUGAACUCCACGCUGGGCACCACGAUCGGCGGGGCGAACUCGGCGGCCAGCCUGCUAGUCCACGGCACCGGCAUCAAUUUGUCCAUUAAUCUGGGCUCACCCAAUCCGGCGCCAAAUCUAACGGUUGCCACUCAACUGCUCGAGCAUAUUAAGGUUGCCAUGCGGGGCUCUGGCUACUCGGAGACCGUCACGAACGAAGUAGUCGCCGCCCUUGGCGUACUGGCCAAGUACGGCGUCCUGGGAAUGGGUGUGGGCGUGCCGCAUACCAAUGGCGCCCACUCAACGCUGGGCAACUUUCUUGGGGUAACGACGCUGGACCAGCAGACUGCGGCCGCCGCAUCCGCGGCCACCGCCAGCAAUGUGUUCGGUGCCGUCGGCCAGGUUAAUCUGGAGCAGUAUGCCGCAGCAGCGGCCGCUGCAGCUGCCGCUAGCCGGCCGACGCAGUCGCAACUGGACGCUGCCGCUGUGCAAUUCGAUCCAUUCCGCCAUUUGGGCUCGGCCACGGCGCCGGGCGCCACGCCCGUCUCGCUGAAUAACAAUAGCUUCGGGCUGACGGCAGCCACGGGAACGGCGACCACGGCACAGCUGGGCGGACUCAGCAAGAGCCCAACACCUGGUGAUUUGAGCUCCAAGGACUCGAAGAACGUUGAGGUGCCGGAAGUGAUUAUCGGCGCUAUUCUAGGUCCGAACGGUCGUAGUUUAGUUGAAAUUCAACAUGUUUCUGGCGCAAAUGUGCAAAUUUCCAAAAAGGGCAUAUUCGCACCUGGCACUAGAAAUCGCAUUGUAACCAUAACUGGUCAGCCCGGUGCCAUUGCCAAAGCGCAAUAUCUAAUUGAACAGAAAAUCAACGACGAGGAGACAAAGAGGGCGCGACAAAUUCCAUUAACCACUGUUGUGAAUUAAAAAAAAAGAAAAACAAACAAAAAAACAAAAACUAAAACAAAAACAUACAACAUACACAUAAUAAUAUCCGAGUAAAGCAACCAACCAGCAAUCUUAACAAAACAACAAACAAACAGGCAAAGAAAAGCAAAACAACAACAACCAAACUACCCCUUACUAUACCCCCCUUCCUUAUAACACACAAAAACAAACACACAUACAUAGUUUUUCCUCUAAAAAAAUUUGUUAAUUUCUUAAAGAAAAGAGGAGGAGAAGAACACUUUAAAUGAUAAAGAAAAAACUAAAAAUAAAAUGAGAAGGAAAAACACCAAUUGUUAUGCGUGCAGCUAAGAGUUAAGCAAUUAAAAACAAAAAAACAAAGAAAAUAAUACUAUAAUUAUGUAUUUGCAAGAGAAAAACCCCAUAAACCUUUUGAGUAAUCUGUUCCAAGGCCUUCACCUCAAGAGAUUUGCUUUAACUAAAGACGCCCUUUAAGAGAGAACGGGCGGAGAGAGGGAAACUACGAACUAGUGAACUUUUUGUAUAGAUACUAUGUACUACCCUUCUCUACUAUUACUACUAUUAUUGUUGCAUUUGUUUGUCACGCUCGAAACGUAAAAAAUUGAAAACAAGUUAUAUUGCCAAUUGCCAGUUAGACACAAACUAGUUGCAAAAGUUAAACACACAAAAAAAGAAGCAAAGAAAAAUGAAGGAAAAUUCAAACAGAAAAAACGUUUGGGUUUUGUUUGUUUUUGUGAUGCGUAUGUUUGCGUUGCGUGUUUUGUUUUUAUAUAUGUAUAAUAUAUAUAUAUAUAUAUUAUUUUUUUUUAUUCUUUGGUACUCCCGACCAAGCUUUACGAUAUACAAUAUACAUGGGGCAUAUAUACAUAUGUAUAUGUACACAGUUGUUGAGUCUUGUUUAUAUAUAUAUAUUAUCUACACACACACACACAUAUGCCCAUACAUAUAUAUAUAUACAUAUGCCGCCACCCACUUACACACACACACAACCCCAACACACACCUAAUUAUUAGCAUUAUGUUGAGCUAAAAAACAAGUUGAAAAAGAAAGAAAAUGUAUAAUGAGCGAGCGUUUUCAGUGAAAACUUCAGGUGAUUCUUACCCUCGAAAUAAGGUAAAUAUUUUACUACACCCUCUCACACACACAGAGAAACAACAACAACAAAAAUACAAACACUUGCUAUAUUACAACAACUACAACAACAGGCUAGUGAAAUGAAAAACAAAAAUACAAUUUCAGACAUAAGAAAAACCCAAACUUUAAAAAGUGACUCUGUUGACAUUUUUUCGUGAUUUCGUUAAAGUUUUUUCUGUUUUUUUUAUCUGUUCUCUGUUGUUGCCCCUCUCCAUAUAACUGCUUAUCGCUGUUACUAUAUAUAUAUAUCUUAUAUAUACACCUAAGAUUCUGCAGCCCGACCUUUGUAUAUGAACACUUUCGGUACGCUACAGUUGAUGUUGAUCAUGAUAAUGUUGUUUAGUUAUAGAUACGAUCCGAUCUGAUCGGAUCGAGUGGUGUUAAUGUGUUGCGCGCGCACGUGAGUCUCCUUUUGGUUAUGAUUUUGUGCUCCCGAUUUGUUACUCCUUUUGUUUUCUAUAUAUAAUACAUACAUAUAUAUAUUUUAUUUAUGAAAAGAAAAAAAUUGAUAAACACACAUUGCGAUUUGUUAGUUGCCAGUCUGAGAACUGCACUCUCUCCCCACUCUUUGACCUUUCCGUCUGUUUUUUCCCCCCCGUCAUUUUGCGUUUGUUAACCUCAUUUCUUUUGGUAAAUUUAGCACAUUUGUUUCUUACCAUUUCUAAUUUUAAGUCUUACAUUUUCUCUCACCUAAUGCAUCACAAAAUAUCUUAAAAAUAUAUAUAUGUAAAACUUAGUGAAAAGCAACGUUUCUUUGUAAAAUAUUCACAUUAAAAAAAAGCAUUCAUUUAGGGGUUUCUUCAUACGUCAAAAAACAAAAAAACAAACAAUCCACCAUAUCCAAUUUCCCUUGUUAAUUUUAAGUAUUGUGCAAUUAUUAAACAUUAUUUCAAAAAACAUUUCACAACGAUUAUAUGUACAUAUCUAUCUAGAAACGCAGUGUAAAGACAGAAGAAGAUGUUAACAUCACAUUUUGAUAAUUUCCCAAAAUUCAUAUAUAUACACACACACAAAUUACACACACACACACAAGGACUAAAGUACCCAUACACCGCUCACCUACAGAGAGAGAAAUAUUCCUUACUUGUAAUGAAGUUUUUCUUAUUUACUUUAUUCCUUACACAUAUAAUUUAGUUUAACACAAUUCUUUUCGAUAAAUAAAAGCGAAGAUGAAACGAAAUUUAAAUAAAAUUUGAUUACAAAAACAACAAUAAAAACCAACCAAUGUGCAAUGUUUAUUUUCGUGUUUAAUUUUAUGGAGCGUAAUGCGCACCACCACCAUCGCCCCCCUCCAUUGCCCACCACCCAUCCACACACCCACAAGCGCUGCACCCCACCACUAACCAAAUCGUAUUACCCUUCAAAAAAAAAAAACCAACUCAAUCUACAACAUUAUCAUGACCAAUCAAAAUCAACUCAAUCAGACAGUCAGCCCCUCAAUCAGUCAACACAAUUCUUUGCUCAGUUCGAUUUCUGCAACGAUUUCGAUUUCAAUUUCGAUUCAAUCACUGAAAACGCUCAUCAACGUAGUGAAAAUGAUAAAUCAGUUAAAUGAAAAUGAAAAACCACAGUAAUAAACCAAUCCUAAGCUAAGUCUAUAUAUAUUUAAGUUAAAAGUUGUUCUUAUUAAUUUUUGCUAUUAUUGUUAAAACUUACCUACAAUUGUUCUUAUUUGUGCAAUAUUUAUAUGAUACGAUUAAAAAAAAAGAAAAUACAAAAAUCAAA
This is a messenger RNA of Drosophila eugracilis, 5978 nucleotides long. It is a transcript of the gene pasilla, whose product is annotated as RNA-binding protein Nova-1. Gene Ontology annotation, molecular function: mRNA binding. The record is from RefSeq and is a predicted model, not a curated record. Gene Ontology annotation, biological process: mRNA splicing, via spliceosome; regulation of alternative mRNA splicing, via spliceosome. Lineage: Eukaryota; Metazoa; Arthropoda; Insecta; Diptera; Drosophilidae. The coding region runs from base 1401 to 3119 and encodes 572 amino acids. Gene Ontology annotation, cellular component: cytoplasm; nucleus. The transcript is spliced from 7 exons.